Molecule: messenger RNA, 542 nt
Organism: Suillus clintonianus
Lineage: Eukaryota; Fungi; Basidiomycota; Agaricomycetes; Boletales; Suillaceae
Exons: 5
Coding region: 60-542 (160 amino acids)
Source: RefSeq, a predicted model, not a curated record
UUGAUUAUGGCUCAGGAUCGGCGCAAGGUACUAUCGCCCCAGAUAGCGCCACCUUCGAAAUGUCCCGGGAACUCCCCGCUGUUACUACCACCACCUCUGGCUUGAUCAACAAUGGACUCUCAGGUAUCAUGGGUCUCAGGUUUACCUGGAUUUCUGCUCUCCAGACUAACCCUUUCUGGCAAUCCCGUAUAGAUCUCUCAAAACCCUUGUUCUCUUUCUACCUCGAACAUCAUGUCAACCAACCCACUCAGAUCAACGCUGCCCCGGGCAGUAUGCUCACACUCGGUGGAACUGAACCUGACCACAGUCAUCGUAUAAAGCAAGAUGAUCACCUAGUGAGUGGUCUUGCUGCCAUCGGCACAGGCACUACCCUCAACGGGGCACCCACAUCCAUUACCGCAAGUAUUUUAACUCAAGUGCCUGGUUCCUCAGAGCUUGUCGGAGAUUGGCAAGGCUUAUGUGCAUUCCGUUACCUCCGUUCCCCAUCUUCGGGUGAAAUUCCUCAGAUUGACGAUGAGAUAACAGAAUCUGAAGGGUCCUAG